Ipomoea nil (Japanese morning glory) is the source of this 3921-nucleotide messenger RNA. RefSeq names its product hornerin-like. The transcript has 2 exons. NCBI's taxonomy places the organism in Eukaryota, Viridiplantae, Streptophyta, Magnoliopsida, Solanales, Convolvulaceae. The annotation marks the transcript as partial. The record is from RefSeq and is a predicted model, not a curated record.
GAGAGCGCGGGGAGAGCGAAGAGGAAAGAGCAGGAAGGAAAGAAAGCAGGAAAGAACACAAGACAAGGAGAGGGGGGCGCGAGGGGGGGAAGCCGCCGACGCCACGGGCGCGGAGCGCCAAGAGCAAGGCACGAGAGCGACCACGGCGGGGGCCAAGAGACAAGGAAGGGCCGGGAGCGAGGGCGGGGAGCACCAAAGCCCGCACGAAGCACGCCCAGGGACACCACACGGCGGCGGCGGGGGCACGGCGCCGCGCGACGAGCCCAGGAGGGCACGACGCCGCGGGACGGGCCCCCGGCGGCCACACGCCGGGAGAAACGGAGCCGGGAGCGAGGGCGGGGAGCACCAAAGCCCGCACCGAAGCACGCCCAGGGCCGCCGACACGGCGGCGGCGGAGCGCACAGCGCCGGGGGACAAGCCAGGAGGGCACAGCGCCGGGCGACGGGCCGCCCGGCGCGGGGGGGCGCCAAAACAAGGGGGGCGGGCGGCCAACGGCGGAGACGCGGGAGAGGAGCGGCAAGGAGGCGCAGGGCGCGGGGAGGAAGAGAAACACGCGGGAAGGAGGGCGCGGGAGAGCGCGGAGGGGGGCGCGCGGGGAAGAGAGCAAGGAAAGCACGGGAGAGGGGGCGCGGCGGGGCGCGGGGAAGAACGCGCAGAAGAGGGGCGGGGAAGCGCGCGGAGGGCGGGGCGGGGCGCACGGCGCACGGGAAGAGGGGGGGAGGCGCGGGACCAAAGGAGAGGGGGCGCGAGGCGCGGCAAGCGGAAGGGCGCGAGGCGAGCGCGGGAGGAGGGCGAAGGGCGGCGCGCGGAGGGCGGGACGGCCGCGGCGGCAAGGCGGCAGAGCGGCAGCAGGGGAGAGCGGGGAAGGAGAAGCGGGCCGGGGGAAAGAGACGCGCGCAGGGGGAAAGCGGGGAGCGGGGGGCAGAGAGCGGAGCGGAGCGGCGGCAAAGAGGGCAGAAAGGAGAAGCGAGCCGGGGGGAGAGCGGCAGCGCCAGGGAAAGGGGGAGCGCCCAAACGGCAGCGGAGAGGCCGGGGGGGGGACGGGGGAGGGGAAGAGCGGGGCGCAGGGGGGGGAGAAGGGCGGCGCGGAGAGCGCGGAAGGGGGCGGGGAGCGGGGGAGGGAAAAAGAGCGCAAGGGAAGCCCAGACGAGGAAACGAGGAGGGGCCGGGGAGAAGAGGGCACGGGAAGGGCAGCGGCAGCGGCGGCAGGCGCACGGCGGGGGGGCGCAGACGGCAAACGGGCGGGAACGGCCACCCAAGGAAGGGCGCCGGGGAAGGGAACACCAAGGGCAAGGGGCGGGAAGGGGCACCAAGGGAAGGGCGCCAGGGGAAGGGGCGCCCAAGGGACGGGGACGGGCAAGGGCGCCAAGGCGCCGGGGGCGGCAAGGGCGGCCCAAGGGAGGGGGGACGGGGGACGGCGAAAGGGGCGCCCAGACGGCGGCGGAGGGAAGGGCAGCGCAAGGCAAGGGACGCCGCAAGGGCAACAACCGCAAGGGGCGCCCAAGGGCAAGGCGAGCAGGGGCGCCCGAACGGACGGGCGCCCAAGGGCAAGGCGCCAAGGGCAACAACGCAAGGGGCGCCCAAGGGCAAGGCGACAGGGGCGCAAGGCGCGAAAACGGGCGCCCAAGGGCAAGGGCGGCGAAAGCGAGCGCCAAGGGCAAGGGCGAGGAAAGCGGGCGCCAAGGCCGGGGAAGGGGCGCCCAAGGGCAAGGGCAGCGCAAGGGCCACCCAAGGGAAAGGGCGGCCCAGGGGCACGGGGAGCGGCCGACCCAAAGCGGGAAACGACGCCCAAACGCCAGCAAAGAAGAAGCCAGCAGAGGAAGGAAGGGGACGGCGCAAAGGGGACCGGGGAAAAGGGGGAGGGGGAGGGGCAAACGGGAGCCAGGGCGCAGAAGAGAGCAAGCAGCAGCCACGGCGGCCGGACAAGCGGGGAGGAAAGCGCCAAGCAGCAGGGGAGGGACGCCGGGCGGGCCAGAGAGGCGGGAGCGCCAAGGCAAGGCAGGCAGGCGGCCAAGAGGAAGGGGCGGCACGAAAAGGCGGCGGGGAGAGCGGCGGGAGGAGGAGCGACGGGAGAGGAGAGCAGGCAGCGGCGGCGGCAAGGGGCAGGGGCGCCAGACAAAGGCGGGAGGGAGGCGGGAGAGCGGCGGCGGCGAGGGGCAGGCCAGCGGCCGCGGGGGGCGCGGGGCAAAGGAAAGAAGGGCCCGAGCAGGGGCGAAGACGCGACGAGACCGAGAAAAGAAAAGGGGGGGAGCGACAAAGACAGAGGGGGCAGAGCAAAACCAGGACACGGGAGGCCGAACAAGGGCCCCCCGGGGGAGAAGGCCAAAACCGAGACGCAGGCAGGGGCGGGAAGGCGGGGAAAAAGAAGCGGGGGCGCAAGGGGAGGGGACAAAGCCAAGAGGAGGGGAACAAAGGGGGGCGAGACACAAGCAAAAGAAACGGGGGAAGGAAGGGGGAGACAAGCGCCGAAACGCAGCGGGAAGGAGGGGAGGGGAGCAGCAGCAAGGGGGAAGGGGGCGGGCGGGGGACAGAGGGCGGGGCGGGGAAGGCACGAAAGGCGAAGGACAGGAAACAAAGAAAAGGAAAGACGCAAAAGAGACCAGGGGAAAGGAGGAGGGAGAGAGGGCGAAGGAGAGAGAAAAACGCAACAGAGGGGCGAAAAGAGAGAAAGAGCAGCGGAAGAGAAGGGGCAGAGGACCGGCGGGGGGGCGGCACACCAGAGGCGGGCGGCAAAAGGGCCGGGACAGGGGCGCGGAGCGGGAAGAAAGCAGCGGGGAACGGGGCAGGCGGAAAGGCGGGGGAAGCGGGCCGGCCAGGGAAGAGCCAAAAGCGGCGGGGAGAGGGGGCCCGGAAGAACGCCGGGGCCCACCAGAAGACACAGGCGGCGAAGCGGCGGGCGGCGCCAAGAGGCAGGCCCAGAGGGCCAGGGAAAGCGCGGAGGGCAGACCACAGCGCGGGGCGGGGCCGGGGGCCGGCGGCGGCGGGAGGCGGGCCGAGAGCCAGGGGGCGGGAGCGGCGGCAGGCCAGGGCGGGAGCAGGCGGGGGAGAGGGGCCGGAGGCCAGAGGGGGGCGGAGGGGCGGGACCCGGAGAGCAGCGCGGGAGGAGCAAAAAGGACGCCACAAAGAAGGAAGCACACAGACCAAGAGAGGAAACAGCAGACACGGGAAGGCCAAGCAAAAGAAACAAGGGGGAAACGAACAAAAGGAACACACAGAGGCCGAAGGAGAAGGAGAAACAACGGGAGAGAAAACACAGAAGCAGAGGCCAAAAGAGGGGAGAAACGAACAAAAAGAGAACGGCGAGAGGGCGAAAACAGGGGAGAGCAAAGGAGAGCACAGAGACGGCAGAGAGACGAAACACAGAAAAGAACAGAGGAAAGCACAGGGGCACAGAACACAGAGAGAGAGCAAGAAACACGGGAAAGCAGGGGGAGAGCAAAGGGGGCAGGCAAACAAGGGAGGGAAGGGACAGAAACAGGAACACAGACGCAAAAACGGAGGAACACAGGAAAACAGGCAAGGGAAACAAAGGAGCAAAGAAAGCACGAAGGGCACAGGGAGCAAAGGAAGGGGCAGGGCAGAGGAGCGCACGGGAAAGAACACAGGCAAAGACACAAAGAAAGGCCGAACACAGAGGGCAAGGGAGCACAGAAAAGGGCGAAGAAAAACAGGCAGAGAAACACAGAAAACAAGGGAGGCACGAGAAAACAAGGGAGGGGAGCACAAGGAGCAAGGGAAAGAGAGAGAGGAAGGCCAGGGAGACGGAGCGCAGGGCGAGCAGGCCCAACGCGGGCCGGAAGGGAGAAAAGCGCGGGGCGCAGAAAGGCGGCGGGAGAAGAGCAGCAACGGGGGGGCCGGAGGGAGAGAGGCGAGCGGCAGAGGGGCGGGGCAACGGGAGCCCGGAGAAAAGGAGGGCGAAGG